Molecule: messenger RNA, 1507 nt
Organism: Aphanomyces astaci
Lineage: Eukaryota; Oomycota; Saprolegniomycetes; Saprolegniales; Verrucalvaceae
Exons: 1
Coding region: 1-1458 (485 amino acids)
Source: RefSeq, a predicted model, not a curated record
AUGGUUGCCGUGUCCGCGUUCGUGUCUUUUCUGUCGUUGGCAGCGUCGGCCGUGUCGGCCUUCCAAUGCCAAUCUGCUCCCGUGAUCGGGGCCGACGAGCUGGUGCUGCUGACUUCCAAUGUGAACAUUCCAUUCUCGUACCAACUGAACCGCCCAGACGCGGCGUACCUGUCGCUCCACUUUGCCUCGGUCAACAUCCCUGUGGGGGGAUUGCUCACCAUCAGCUCCCCCGACGGCUCGCAAUUCCACGAGUACACGAACGUGACGCAAACCAACUUUUACGCCGAGUUCAUCGACGGGGACAGUGCGUUUAUUACGUACACCCCUCCUCGUUCUACUUCUUCUUCGAUCGACUCGUUGCUCGCAAACGACGCCCCGAACGCGUUUUUGAUUGACAAGUUCGCCCAUGGGUUCCCCAAAGUUGACCUAGACGGCCAAGUGGAAGCAAUUUGCGGCAAGGAUGACUCCCAGUCGGCCGUGUGCUUGAAGUCGUCGGACGCCCCCAAGUACCAAAAGGCGCAGGCCGUGGCCCUGCUCCGUAUCAACGGCGGGUCCGUUUGCACGGGCUGGCUGUUUGGGUCGGAAGGCCACUUGAUCACCAACAACCACUGCAUCGGCAACGCCAACGAUGCGUCCAACACCCAGUUUGAAUUUGGGGCCGAAUGCACGACCUGUGAGACCGUCCCCGGGAGGACCUGCAAGGGGGUGACGGUGGCCACGUCGUCCGAGUUGGUGUACACGAACCCGGCCAACGACUUUACGCUGGUCAAGCUCAAGCUCGCCAACGGCGUGUCCUUGGACUCGUAUGGGUACCUCCAAGCCCGCGCGUCCGGCCCUGUGUUGGGGGAACCCAUUUACAUCCCCCAACACCCCGCGGGCAAGCCCAAGCGCAUUGCCACGAUCGUCGACUCAGGCGCUGUCGGCACCAUCGAAAGCAUCAGCAUUCCGUCGUGUGUGGCGGACGAAGUCGGGUACACCCUUGACACGGAACGCGGGUCGUCUGGGUCGCCCGUUUUGAGUGCCAAGGACAACGCCGUGGUGGCCCUGCACAACUGCGGGGGGUGCCUCAACGGCGGCGUCAAGAUUAACAACGUGAUCAAGGACCUCACGGCAGCCAAUUUGGUGCCCAAAGACGCGUUGGCCGGUGGCUCCACUUCGGCCCCGAUCACCACCUCUGUUACACCUGUGACGACGUCUGUGGCUCCUGUGACGACGUCUGUGACUCCUGCGACGUCUAAAUCCCCUAUGACGUCAAUUAAACCCGUGACGACCAAAGCCCCCAAGCCUUCGACGACCAAAGCCCCUGUGACGCCGACAACGUCAGCUCCCGUUGGGGGAGACUGCACUGAAUGCAAGGGAUGCUACACCAAGUUGUUGGGUGCGUGCUUUCCAAACGGGUUCACUGAAGCACAAUGCGUGUCGUUUACUGUGUUUCAAACGACUUGGUGUGGCAACUAAAACAGGGUCCGACAGAGUCGCCAGAAUAAUAUAUGUGCCGUGUACUGGA